AGAGGGAUUUUUACAUCUAAGCGGACACUGAGGUGCUCCCUUUAUUAGGAAGUGUAGCACAAUUCAUACCAGAAUAUGAUGAGACUAGAGUACUAAAUUAUGGAUGCAAACAACAAUUUCUGCUUAACUGUACCACACUAAAUACUUUUUUAAAGGUUUGAUAAGUGCGUAUAGAGGCCCCCUCACGUUGUAUUUGCACAGGGCCCCAGAUUCUGUGCUAUGCCCAUGUUUCUAGCAACUGAUUUUAAUUGAAGAAAGCAAUUGCAUCAUAUUACGGCAUACAAGUCUUUAUAGUUGGAGUAUUAGCUAUUAGGUAUCAUUAUUUGAAAAACUGUUAAAGUAAUACAAAUGUAUUAUAUUGGUUUGUUAGUGUGUAAUAGAAAAUGUGGACUGCACUUCUUAUCAGGUGUGUAGCCACAGUAUGUUUGUGAUUGAUUGCACAACAUAUAAAACUGUGCUGCAGAAAAGUUGAUUUCUUUGUUGAUCUUCCUCUUAUUAGAAGAGAUCUACUUGCUGUGAUGGUGAAACAUCAGCGAGGAGCUGUGACAGCAGUCAUGAACAUGAGCUUGUUUGUGCUGCUUCUGCUGUUAGGACUUCUGUGCAGCGCUUCUGGUUUACCUCGAAAGUACCACUAUAUUAGUAAAUAUAUGACAUGGACAGACGCUCAGAGUUACUGCAGAGCGACGUACACUGAUCUGGCAACUGCAGAUUCCAUGGAUGAUGUGAACAUGAUGAUAAAAACAGUUGAUUCUGGGUACAUUGGAUCAGUGUGGAUUGGACUACAGAGGGCGACACAGAGUCAAUGGGUUUGGUCAAACGGAGAUGAUACUCUUAAACAGUACAAUAACUGGGGUGACAAAAAUCCUAGUGGUACUAAUCCAUAUGCCUUUUUUGCCAAUGGAUAUUGGUACAAUUUUGUUCCUUGGUCAGACCGUAUGCUCUUUGCCUGCUACAACGAAAGUAUUGGGAACAUCAAGAUAAUACAAUGGGAUUCCUGGAGAGGAGCUCAGAGUUACUGCAGACAGUAUUACACUGACCUUGCCAUAAUCCGGAGCGCUGCAGAAAAUGACCAGCUAUAUGCAGAUUUUGGAAAUGGCCCGUGGGUUUGGUUCGGUCUGUUUUUGGACUCUUGGCAGUGGUCUGACCAAUGGAACCGCUUCUUUAGAUACUGGGCAGAUGGAUAUCCAACACAAUUUGGUGACUGUGCUGCCUUUUCAACAAGUGACUCUGGGAAAUGGGUUCAUUAUAGCUGUGACCAACUGCAUCAAUUUAUUUGUUAUGAAGAUAUGACAUUGAGAGAAAGACAAAUGAUCAGACUGAAGCUGUCCUGUGAUGGAAAAUGCAAUAUGAAUGAUCCUUCACUGCAGUCGGCCACUAUGAAUGAGUCUGAGGACUUGCAACUACAUGCAAACUCUAUGACAAACUCAACCAAAUUACACGGGAUGUCGCUUCAUUUUGACAAAUUAUUUGUGGACGGUAAAAUGCUCACUUAUGACACAGAGUCCGAGUCUGUGGUUCAAAUUGGAAUGAAGGAUGAAGGACCAUCUGAAACUAUUGUAAGGGGAGUGAUUCUUCCGGAUAAAUCCGGAAUUCCGGCCUUUCCGACCUGA
Molecule: messenger RNA, 1610 nt
Organism: Misgurnus anguillicaudatus (oriental weatherfish)
Lineage: Eukaryota; Metazoa; Chordata; Actinopteri; Cypriniformes; Cobitidae
Source: RefSeq, a predicted model, not a curated record